Molecule: messenger RNA, 498 nt
Organism: Aspergillus glaucus CBS 516.65
Lineage: Eukaryota; Fungi; Ascomycota; Eurotiomycetes; Eurotiales; Aspergillaceae
Exons: 4
Cellular component (GO): cytoplasm
Source: RefSeq, a predicted model, not a curated record
AUGGUCAAGACACUCCCCUUCGGCGACAUCCAAAUCUCGUCGCCAGGCUUCGGUGCAAUGGGUCUUAGCUUUAGCUUGGGUACCAAUCUUAGCCUCGAGGAAGCCGAACGGGUACUGCUAAAGGCAAUCGAGCUCGGAUGCAUAUUCCGGGCUACUGCUGUCGUCUACCAAGCCGGUGUAAACGAGAAGCUUCUGGGAGAUUUCUUCAGAAAGCACAACGCUCGUGACAAGAUCUUCAUCGCCUCGAAGUGUGGAUUCAACAUCAUUGGAGGGGAUGGUUCGGUCACCAAUUCUGCUUCGCAUAUCAAGGAGUAUAUCGAAGGCACCAUUGAGAGAGUUGAAUUUACUCCUGAUCUUUACUAUCUCCACCGGAUAGAUCCCAGUACGUCCGAUCGCCUUAAUUCAAUCCCCGCCCUUGAUGAGAUUCGCAAAGCAGGCAAAACGAAGUACAUUGGCCUUUCGGAAUGCUCCGCUGCUACAUUCCGCAAGGCUAAUUCA